This is a messenger RNA of Trichechus manatus latirostris (Florida manatee), 4098 nucleotides long. RefSeq names its product pleckstrin homology, MyTH4 and FERM domain containing H1 (gene PLEKHH1). Lineage: Eukaryota; Metazoa; Chordata; Mammalia; Sirenia; Trichechidae. The coding region runs from base 1 to 4098 and encodes 1365 amino acids. The record is from RefSeq and is a predicted model, not a curated record. Gene Ontology annotation, cellular component: cytoskeleton. The transcript is spliced from 28 exons.
AUGGCUGAACUCAAGGUAGAGACCCGGGCCAGUGUGGACUGGCAGAAACGCUGCCUGGCCCUGGAAACCCAGCUUUUCCGGUUCCGCCUACAGGCCAGCAAGAUAAGGGAGCUUCUGGCUGACAAGAUGCAAGAGCUGGAGCAGAGGCUGUUGGAGGCGGAGCAGAGAGCAGAGAAUGCGGAGACCCAGGUGGGUGUGAUGGAAGAGAAGAUAAAACUGUCCAAUCUGAAGAAUAUGGACCCAGCAGGUAGCCUGCCCCAGAAGUACCAAGAAUUGCUGAAAGCCAUGCAGGGCAAAGAUGAGCUCAUCAGCCAGCUGGAGGCCCAGCUGGAGAAGCAGAAGCAGAUGAGAGCUGAGGAAGCAAAAAUUGUUCAAGAAAAGGCUGUGAAGAUCAAGGAAUGGGUGACACUAAAGUUAGCAGAGCUUGAGAUGGAGAAUCAGCACCUGAAAAGCUGUAAUCAGCACCUAGUGGAGCAGGUGGGGGCCCUUCAAGAUGCACUGGAAGCUGUUCAGAUGGCACCUUCGGGGAAGUUGCUGGUGGCCCCUCAGGAAACCCCAGAACAGGAUACUGUCACUUCAGGGUCUGGAACCCAGCCGAUGAGGCAGGACAGUGGUCCCCAGGCUGAGGGUUCCCUGAAGGUGGCUGUGCCUGCACCUUCUCCAGGUGCCCUACAGAACAAGGACUGUGUUCCUGAAGCUGGAAGCCCCUUGGAUGACUCUGGUUCCAGCCUGGUCCACUCUGGGGAAAGAACAGAGGCUAAGAUUCCUCAGGCUCAUCUGGGAAGAGAGGGCUCUCCCAGCCAGCUGUGCAUGAAUGCUUGCACCCCCAAAUGUGGUUCCACUUCCUGGGGUGAGGGCCCAGUCCGUGCUCAGGGAGGGAUACUCCCUGGGACAAAGAUCUCCACUAGGGAAGGAGGCCCUGGCAACAGCCUGACCCUUCCAAAGGCACGGGCUCCUGGCACCCCCCGGGACAGCAUCCAUUUGGCCAAGCGGCACCACAGCCAGCCCCAGGUAGGCCCUGGACACUUUGACCAUGUGGUGAGCAUUGAGAUUGGGGGCCUCUCGGCCAUCCACCCCCACCGCCUCCUUGAGGUGAAGACUGGAGCUGAGCUCUGGGAGCAACCAGAGAAGAUGGAGAUGGAGGAGCCACCCCCAGAAGGGAAGAAGGAGGGACGAAAGAACCGGAAGAUCCCAGGAGCUGACCUGGGGGAGGUGGAGCUAGGGAACAAACCACCCACACCGCCUCUGCACCGGUUUCCAUCCUGGGAGAGCCGGAUCUACGCUGUGGCCUCUUCGGGCAUGCAGCUCUCGGACGCGGCUCCCAGAAGUAACACUACCAGCUGUGCUUCAGGCCCUCCUGCCCUUGCAUCCCCUGGGCCUUUCUCUGGCUUUGUCUACAAGAAUGUCACCGUGCCUGUCUUCACAACCCUGAAGGGGAGAGCCAUGCAGAUCAGCAGCAUGCCCUUUGUGGAUGAGUCCUCUGGGUCCGACGAUGAUUGCAGCUCUCAGGCCAGUUUCCGAACUUCGGUCUCCUGCUCUGAGUCCAGGAAGACCAGCGGACUGGGCAGCCCCCGGGCCAUCAAGAGAGGUGUCUCCAUGUCCUCACUGAGCUCUGAGGGUGACUAUGCCAUCCCCCCGGAUGCCUGCUCGCUGGACAGUGACUACUCAGAGCCUGAGCACAAACUACAGCGCACCUCAUCCUACUCCACCGAUGGGCUGGGCCUAGGCGGGGAAUCACUGGAGAAGUCGGGCUACCUGCUAAAAAUGGGGAGCCGGGUGAAGACAUGGAAGAGGCGCUGGUUUGUCCUGAGACAAGGACAGAUUACGUACUACAAAUCCCCGAGUGAUGUCAUCCGGAAACCUCAAGGUCAAGUAGAACUGAACUCCCGAUGCCAAAUUGUUCGAGGGGAAGGUGCACAGACAUUCCAGCUCAUCUCUGAGAAGAAAACCUACUACCUGACAGCUGAUUCACCCACCCUGCUGGAGGAGUGGAUCCGAGUACUGCAAAACCUGCUGAAAGUCCAGGCCAUUGGGCCUCCAGCCCUGCCUCACGGUGGCACCAAGCCCACUGUGAAGGGCUGGCUGACCAAGGUAAAGCAUGGUCACUCCAAGCUAGUCUGGUGUGCUCUUGUUGGAAAAACCUUCUACUACUAUCGGAGCCAUGAGGACAAGCGACCCCUUGGACAUCUGCCCAUGAGGGAUGCACGCAUAGAGGAAGUAGAUCGAUCCUGUGACUCAGACGAGGACUAUGAGGCUGGAGGAACUGGGCGGUUGCUUUCCUCCCACUGCACCUUGGUGAUCCACCCCCCAGAGCACAGCCCCACCUACCUCCUCAUUGGCACCAAGCGUGAAAAGGACACGUGGCUUUACCACCUCACAGUGGCUGCAGGUGGUAGCAGUGCCAAGGUGGGCACUACCUAUGAGCAGCUCAUUGGAAAACUGAUGGAUGGUGAAGGAGAUCCAGAUUCUCCUCUCUGGAGACACCCCAUGCUGUGCUACAGCAAAGAUGGGCUGUACACCUCCCUCACCACCUUGCCCUCAGAGGCCCUGCAGACGGAGGCCCUCAAGCUCUUCAAGUCCUGCCAGCUCUUCAUCAACGUGCCUGUGGAAGCUGCCUCAGUAGACUACCAUGUGUCCCUGGCCCAGACGGCACUGCAGGUGUGCCUGGUUCACCCUGAGCUGCAGAGUGAGGUCUACUGCCAACUCAUGAAGCAGAUUAGCUGUCGCCCACCUCAGAAGUACUCCCUUAUGCAGUGCUGGCAGCUCCUGGCUCUGUGUGCCCCACUCUUCCUGCCUCAGCAUCACUUCCUCUGGUACAUCAAACAGCAGCUCCAACGCCAUGCAGACCCCAGAAAUGAGACUGGCCAGUAUGCCACCUAUUGCCAGCGGGCAGUGGAGCGCACUCUGCAGACUGGGGAGCGGGAAGCCAGGCCAUCUCGCAUGGAAGUUGUGUCCAUCUUGCUGCGUAACCCCUUCCACCACUCCUUGCCCUUCAGCAUCCCUGUGCACUUUGCCAAUGGAACUUACCAGGUGGUUGGUUUUGAUGGCUCCUCCACAGUUGAUGAGUUCCUCCAGCGGCUGAAUCAGGAGACAGGCAUGAGAAAGUCUUCCCAUUCUGGUUUUUCCCUCUUCACGGAUGAUCCUUCUGGCAGGGACCUGGAACACUGCCUCCAGGGGAGUGUCAAGAUCUGCGAUGCCAUCUCCAAGUGGGAACAAGCCCUGAAGGAGCUGCAUCCUGGGAAGUCUGAGGGUGGCACACGCAUCGUGAAGCUGAUGUACAAGAACAGGCUGUACUUUCGGAGUCAAGUCAAAGGGGAGACCGAGCGAGAGCGGCUGCUGCUUGCCUUCCAGACUAGUGGAGAGAUAGUGGCAGGGAGGUUUCCUGUCAACAAGGAACUGGCUCUUGAGAUGGCUGCCCUUAUGGCCCAGGUAGAAUAUGGAGACUUGGAGAAGCCUAUCCUGCCAGGCCCUGGGGGCACACCUCCUGCCAAGGCUCAGCAUCUCCUCCAGCAGGUCCUAGACAGGUUCUUCCCAAGGCGCUACAGACAUGGGGCCCCACCUGAACAGCUGAGGCACCUGGCAGAUAUGUUGACCACAAAGUGGGGAGCACUGCAAGGCUGCUCCCCUCCUGAAUGCAUCCGCAUCUACUUGACCGUGGCCCGGAAGUGGCCCUUCUUUGGUGCUAAGCUCUUUACUGCUCAGCCUACCCAGCUGUCUUCCAAGGAGAAUACUCUGGUGUGGAUUGCUGUGAAUGAGGAUGGUGUCAGCAUCCUAGACCACAACACUAUGCAAGUGCAUGUCACUUACCCCUACUCUUCAGUGACUACCUUUGGUGGCUGCCGGGAUGACUUCAUGCUUGUGAUUAGAUCCAUUCCAGACCAGAAUUCUGGAAAAGGCCAUGUUGAGAAGUUGAUCUUCCGGAUGGCUGCUCCCAAGAUUGCAGAGGCUACUCUCAUCAUGGCCAGCUACAUGAACCAUUGCUCUGCAACUGUGAACCCACCAACCAACCCGCCUGCUUCCCACCAGCCUUGGGAACUGGAUGGACAACAGUUCUUUGCUUCUCUUCCACGUGCUACCAAGGGGCCAACGUUACUGUGA